This is a messenger RNA of Glarea lozoyensis ATCC 20868, 1896 nucleotides long. Its product is annotated as Class II aaRS and biotin synthetase. Gene Ontology annotation, cellular component: cytoplasm; cytosol. The record is from RefSeq and is a predicted model, not a curated record. Gene Ontology annotation, biological process: lysyl-tRNA aminoacylation. Gene Ontology annotation, molecular function: ATP binding; lysine-tRNA ligase activity; tRNA binding. The transcript has 2 exons. Bases 1 to 1896 code for a protein of 631 amino acids. NCBI's taxonomy places the organism in Eukaryota, Fungi, Ascomycota, Leotiomycetes, Helotiales, Helotiaceae.
AUGGCGGACGACGCAAGCACCUCCGCUGCCGCCGAAGGCGUGGCUAAUCUCCAUCUCGACGAAGUCACCGGCGAAAAGGUCUCCAAGUCUGAAUUGAAGAAGAGGCAAAAGAAUCGGGCCAAGGAGGAGGAGAAGCGCAAGAAGGAGGCCGCUGCACCCCCCAAGCCGGUCGUGGCUAAGAAGUCAAACGCUGAGGCUGACGAGAAGGAGUUGAACCCAAAUCAAUAUUUCGAGAUUCGAUCGCGCGCCAUCAACAAGCUUCGGCAGACCAAGAACCCAAAUCCGUAUCCCCACAAAUUCCAUACAAAUUACGAUCUGAGGAAUUUCGUCAAGGAAUACGACUCUUUGAAGUCGGGAGAGCACAAGAAGGAGGUCGAGAUUAGAGUUGGUGGCAGAAUCUAUAACAAGCGAUCAGCAGGAAACAAGCUCGUUUUCUACGAUGUGAGAACAGAGGGUGUCAAGGUGCAGAUUAUGUGCCAGUCACAGGAAGCAAAAGAGGAUGGUGUUCCAUUCGCAGACCAGCAUGAACACCUGAGAAGAGGGGAUAUUAUUGGCAUAGUUGGAUAUCCAGGACGAACUGCGCCGAAGAACAAGAUCGAGAAGGGAGAGGAAGGAGAGCUUUCGAUUUUCGCCACGGAGAUCAUUCUACUGACACCUUGUCUACAUCAACUUCCAGACGAAUAUUAUGGAUUCAAAGACCAGGAGCAGAGACAUCGUAAGAGAUAUUUGGAUUUGAUCAUGAACGAGCCAACACGAAAUGUCUUUUUGACCAGAUCUAAGAUGAUCACAUAUAUUCGCAAGUACUUUGAUGAGCAAGAUUUUACAGAAGUUGAGACGCCAAUGAUGAAUUCAAUUGCUGGGGGAGCAACUGCCAAGCCGUUUGUAACGCAUCACAACGACCUUAACAUGGACAUGUUCAUGCGUGUAGCGCCCGAGUUGUACCUCAAGAUGCUUGUUGUUGGAGGAUUGAACAGAGUCUACGAAAUGGGACGUCAAUUCCGUAACGAAGGUAUCGAUUUAACUCACAACCCUGAGUUCACGACCUGCGAAUUCUAUAUGGCCUACGCAGAUGUCUACGACAUCAUGGAUAUGACUGAAGAGCUCGUGUCCGGCUUAGUCAAGCACGUAACUGGCGGAACCACAACCAAGUUCCAUACCCAGCAUGGAGAAGAAUACGAGGUCAACUGGGCUGCACCAUGGAAGAGAAUCGAGAUGAUUCCUGCCCUUGAAGAGGCGACUGGCGAGAAAUUCCCACCAGGAGACCAGCUUCAUACCCAGGAGACCAAUGACUUCUUUAAGCGGGUGCUUAAGAAGAUGAAGGUAGAGUGCUCGCCUCCUUUGACCAACGCCCGCAUGCUCGACAAGCUCGUCGGCGAAUUCAUCGAAGAAGUGUGUGUGAACCCAACCUUCAUCACUGGUCAUCCCCAAAUGAUGUCUCCUCUCGCCAAAUACCACCGCAGCAACCCAGGUCUCUGCGAACGUUUCGAAGCUUUCGUCUGCAAGAAGGAGAUCGUAAACGCAUACACCGAGUUAAACGACCCAUUCGACCAGCGUCUCCGUUUCGAAGAGCAAGCACGUCAAAAAGACCAAGGUGAUGACGAAGCGCAGAUGAUCGACGAGAAUUUCUGUCAGAGUUUGGAGUUUGGAUUGCCGCCUACGGGUGGUUGGGGAAUGGGUAUCGAUCGUUUGGUCAUGUUCUUGACGGAUAAUUACAGUAUCAAGGAAGUCCUCGCUUUCCCGUUCAUGAAGGAAGAUCAGUCUAAGAGGCAUGAGAAGUUGGCUGCGGAGGAGGUCGGUAUUCAGCCUGUUGCUGAGGAGGGAAUUCGUAAGUCAUACCGCCCAACUUUUACACGACCGACAACGUCGAGCGCUGGAAUGAUUGAAGAAGGUCGCUAA